AUGAGUUUUAACUUCACGGAUACUGUCCGUGCGCAGAAUUUGAGCGAUGCGACGUGGUCUAUGGUAACAGUAGGUCAGCCAAGACUUCCUCAAAUCAAAUUUUCGCCUAUAGCUACCGACAGGUUCAGUCCAAAUGACUAUGUCAGAAUUCGAGCAUAUGUGACCGUGCAGCAGGGAUGGCUCAACACGACAUGGGAAGUUAUCCGGACGCCGGAUACCAGUAAGAAAACUUUUACUAACAGAAGUAAAACCAAAGUAAGCUUACUUUCAUGCUUCUUCGAACUCUCGUCAUUUCUGCCAAACCCAAACUCAACUUUUACCCAAACGCAACUGUCGCAAUCAAACCAAGUUGUCGUUUCGUUGACUAUACCACCCGCUAAUCCAAUGCUAUAUCCUACGUGGACUGGUCUACUAGCUGGGAUGCAGUACAAUAUUAGACUGACAGCUUACUCAAGAGACGGAAGCUCGUUUGCUGAUGUGCGGAUAAAUGUGGAUGCCCCACCAAGUGUUGGAACAGUUGAG
Molecule: messenger RNA, 522 nt
Organism: Cylicostephanus goldi
Lineage: Eukaryota; Metazoa; Nematoda; Chromadorea; Rhabditida; Strongylidae
Source: the annotation of a GenBank genome assembly